UGGCUUCAUCUCGUGAAACUACAAGCUAGGAUCCUUCCUUCACUCACACCCGCGUUGAAUUGCUUGAUCGGCCCGGGCAAGGAAAUAUACUCUAUUUUCAGUUGAUGCUGGUGGGCUAGAAUAAUACUAAUAAGUAAGGGGCAGAGCGACUAACUUAAACGCGUGUUUAGGUUGCGGCCCAAAGCUUAAUAUCCAGGGUGCCUAGGUUGAGCAGCUCGAGUGUAAGCGUAAAGCCACUCUACUAAAGGAGCGAUUCAGCGAAGACAUUUAAGGAAGCGUAGUGAAGUGAUCCUUUGUCCCAUAGGGUUCCGUCCCACCCAGUGGGAGCCCUGCCCUAGUACCAAGCUUGUUCAUUUCCUAUCCCCAGCCCAUCCCAUAUACCUAUUUCCCUAGGCCUAAAAAUCCAAUAAAAGAAAAGAAAUCCACUCAUGCCUAUGUGGCCGGCCUAUUCAAAGUUAAGCAAAGAGAGAUGAUAGUUCAGGAAGGAGAGCAGCUUCUCGAGAAUCGGCGUAUAGUUUAUAGGUUAGUUACCUAGUAGAGUGAAGUUCCCACUACUGGUUAUGUCAUCAAUCACCUUUCUUUGAUGUUUACUCUGACUCUGAGUGGUUAGAAGAUCAGCAGCUAACCUAUUUUCAUUUCUAACUUACCACCUGUAUCUCCGGAAACGAAAACCGGAAAUGACAAUCCUUUCAACUGUCUGUACAAAAUUACUUUGUACGAAUGCACAUCUCGGCCGUCGGGUAGCUGCUCACCAUUUUAAAGUCUAUAUCCGUGGUUCCAGAAAUGGAAUUGCUAUUCUCGAUUCAGACAAGACACUGAUUUGUUUACGAAACGCUCUUCAUUUUAUAGGAUCUCUCAUUCGUCAAAAUGGCCGUUCCUUCUUUUUAAAGACUAAUCAUUUCUUUAUAUAUUUGAUAAUGGAAAAAAUGAUAUAUUCGAUAAUGGAAAAAAUGGGGAGCUGUAUCAAUGAUUCUCAAUGGAAGAUCGGGGCUUUUUUGACCAAUUUUUAUGCUAAUCCUAAGAAAUUCCGUUCAAGAAAGAAGAAAAUCCAUUUUGGGUUGAACCAACAACCUGAUUGUGUGGUUAUUCCGAAUCCAGAUAGAAAGUCAUCGGUCAUACUGGAAGCUAAUCGAUCACAAAUACCGAUUGCAUCCUUAGUUGAUUCUACGAUCCCAUGGGAAUCCAAUAAAAGAAUCACUUAUCCCAUCCCAGCAAAUGAUACUAUACAGUUCAUAUAUCUAUUUUGUCAUUCGAUCACGAAAACAGUGAUUCAUGAACGGCCAAGAAUCACAGCAAGUGAAGCGGGUACUAGGUCCGGGGGCGGGAGGUACCUAGCCUCUGCCUCUGACCCAAAAGGGGGGAAUAGGUUUAAAAAUACCUUUUUCCUUUUUUAUUUAAAAUGUAAAAUCCUCCUUUCCUGGGUCGUCGGCUAUUUGGGAAAAAGGAGGAAAAUCACUAUUCUUUUUGUAUUUUCCGUAGCUGUUGUAGGUCUCCUUCUUUGGCUUUUUCCGGGGGUCACGGAGCUCUUUCUGGAGCUACUCAAGGAGCUCUUUCCGAAGCUACUCAAGGACCUCUUGAAUGUUGUCAUGACAUGGGUACUUUUUCUACUUCAGUCCCUCUUCGAGGGAUUUCAGGAGGCCCGCAGAGCGACCCUGGGAGGAAUGGAUAAAGAAAGUCCCUCCUGCUCCGAGGGCGAAACAGCCCUUAAGGAGGAAGAGCCCACCGUCCUCCAUAUGGAGGACGAGGACUGGAACGCCCUCUCGCCCAUACAAGAGAUCCCCCCUUUCCACUCUCCGGAAAGGGGGGAGCGGCGUCCUGUGAGGGAUCCUCUGUCAUCCAGGAUCGUCCCGAUUCCUUUAAUUGGGGACGUGGCGCCUAGCGUGGGCCCCGUGGCUCUCGCGCUCGUGCUCGGACAGCACUGUGGAGGGACCAAGGGAGGGCGGCGCGGCUCCGCGGCCAACGGGGAGGCGUGGCCGGACCCGCCAUGGCCGCCGCCGCCGCCAUGGAUCCGCCACCACGAGCACCCGCAGCUCGUCGUCGCCAUGGCCCCGCCGCCCAAGCUUUGUGCCUCCGCCGUAGAUCCACGCUGA
Panicum virgatum (switchgrass) is the source of this 2090-nucleotide messenger RNA. RefSeq lists its product as uncharacterized. NCBI's taxonomy places the organism in Eukaryota, Viridiplantae, Streptophyta, Magnoliopsida, Poales, Poaceae. Gene Ontology annotation, cellular component: ribosome; mitochondrial small ribosomal subunit. The record is from RefSeq and is a predicted model, not a curated record. The coding region runs from base 678 to 2090 and encodes 470 amino acids. The transcript is spliced from 2 exons. Gene Ontology annotation, biological process: translation. Gene Ontology annotation, molecular function: structural constituent of ribosome.